CUCUCUCUCUCUCGUGUUAAUUCCAUCAGUUUCUUGAGUUCAGAGUCAACUUCCUGUUUUUUCUUUUGUUGGGGUCUUACUUCGGAUAGCUACUAAAUUUGUACAGUCCCCAAGUUCUCGCCUUGGAGUUCCUUCUUUCAUUCAUGGGGUAAUAUAAUGUUGCCAACUCCAUUUACUGGUUUCUUUGUAUCUGAGUCGACUGGUCUGAAUCUCCUUGUCGAAGAUCUUUCAGUUUCUGCGAUUUUGCUAGGGUUUUGCCUUAGGUGGGUAUGAAAGAGCACCGGCUAAAUCAGUAGUUUCAAGCCGAACUUGGUAGGAUUGAGUUCUGGGAUACUCUCUGUAAAUCACUUCUGUUUUUUCAAGUAAGCUUUGAUGCAUUGGUCAACAUGGAAGCCCCUAGCUCACUGUGCUGCUCUGUUCUUUGACAAAAAGAGCAGGAGCAGAGAUGGGUCUAGUAGGCCGCCCGUCGAAAACAAGAAGCACGCCUCGGCUCUGCAAGAGAAGAAGCUUAGGGAGGUUAUUCAGGAGGCAUCUGAAGAUGGGUCACUGUUUAAAUCUCUCGAAAUUGAGUUCAGCUCCCUUUCCUUGGAUGAGACUGGUGUGGAGAGAUCAAGGACCCUUGCGCGUCUUGAAUGCCAGGGCUUGUUCCUCCGGGCCACGGCUCAAGCUGCUGAGACUACCUAUGAAUCUGAUGAUGCUGUUCCCGAUAUCAAUGAAGCUCUCUCUAAGUUUCACAGCAUGUAUCCUCCAUAUCAAUCUUCUCAGAAGAUUGAUCAGUUGAGGAUGAAUGAGUACUCACACUUACAACCAAAGGUAUGCCUUGAUUUCUGUGGAUUUGGGCUGUUUUCAUAUCUUCAGAGUGUUCAUUAUUGGGAUUCCUCGACGUUUAGCUUGUCCGAGAUAACUGCAAAUUUGAAUAACCAUGCUCUGUAUGGUGGCGCUGAGAAGGGUACUGUUGAGCAUGAUAUAAAAACCAGGAUUAUGGAUUAUCUGAACAUCCCUGAGAAUGAGUAUGGCCUUGUUUUCACUGUGAGUAGAGGAUCUGCUUUCAAAUUGUUGGCUGACUCAUACCCUUUCCAGACAAAUAGGAGGUUGUUGACUAUGUUUGAUCAUGAGAGCCAGUCUGUCAAUUGGAUGGCUCAGAGUGCGAGGGAGAAGGGUGCGAAAGUCUAUAGUGCGUGGUUUAAAUGGCCAACCCUUCAACCUUGUUCAGCUGAUUUGAGAAAGCAAAUAUCGAGCAAAAGGAAGAGGAAGAAGGGUUCUGCAGCAGGUUUAUUUGUGUUUCCUGUUCAGUCCAGAGUCUCUGGGGCGAAAUAUUCGUACCAAUGGAUGGCACUCGCACAUCAGAACAGUUGGCACGUCUUGCUUGAUGCUGGGUCACUCGGUCCCAAGGACAUGGACUCACUCGGGCUGUCUCUAUUCCGUCCAGAUUUUAUUGUCACUUCGUUUUACAGGGUCUUUGGGUAUGAUCCAAGUGGCUUCGGAUGCCUUCUGAUAAAAAAAUCUGUUAUAGGAUGCCUUCAAAGUCAUUCUGGCUCUACAGGGUCUGGAAUGGUGAAAUUAACCCCGGAAUUCCCAUUGUAUCUCGGUGAUUCAAUGGAUGGCCUGGAUGGACUAGCUGGGGCUGAUGAUGAAGUGGCUGAGAAUGGUGAUAGUUCCUCUGAGGCUCGCCCACCACAGCAGUUGCCUGCCUUUUCUGGACUUUACACGUCUGCUCAGGUUAAGGAUGUCUUUGAGACUGAGAUGAAUCAUGACAAUAGUUCGUACAUAGAUGGAGCAAGCACUUAUAUUGAAGAAAGUUGUAGUAUAUCAAUCGGGGAUAUGAUGAAGAGUCCUGUUUUCAGUGAAAAUGGGUCGUCGGACUACUCUUAUUGGAUUGAUUUGGGUCAAAGUCCCUUGGGGUAUGAUAAUCCAGGCCAGCUGAAUAAAGAGAGAAUGGCAUCUCCCUUACCACCUUCUUGGUUCACCGCAAGGAAGAAUCAGAAACAACUCUUUCCAAAACAGUCAUCAAAAAUAUAUGGCAGCCCUAUAUAUGACCACAAGGAGGUGAGCCCUACGCCUCACGAAGAAUAUAGUGCACUAUCAUUUGAUGCUGCUGUUAAAUCAGCUUCUCAGGAUGGACAUCGUCUGGAAGAUAUCGACAACGGAGGACUUGCUGGAAAUACGAACAUUUCAGACAGUAGAGUGGUUUCAGAUGAUCGAUAUGUUGGUGAGAUUGAGGAAGAGCCUCAUGUUAGUAAGCAAUCAAAAUAUGCUGUGCCUGGAUCUUAUUUAAGCAGUAACUGUAACGUGGAGAAUGGUUCAGUCUCUGCAAAUUGUGCGCAGAAUGAGAGUGCUAUAAGAAGAGAAACUGAAGGGGACUUCAGGUUGUUGAGGAGCAGGAACGGGAACAGAUACAGUGGCGGUAGGUUUUUCGGUGUCGAGGAGAGCGAUCACCCAAGUAGCGGAGGAAGGGUGUCCUUCACCAUGGAAGAAAAUCAUGCGGAGCAGACAAGCCGUACCCAAGAACCCAGUGCAGUGUCUGCUAUGACCCUAGAUGAUGAAGAUUAUGGCACCGAUGGUGAAUACGGUGAUGUACCAGAUGAAUUCAGGGGCGAGCCCGAGAUAGUAUGCCGCCAUCUCGAUCAUAUAAAUGAGUUGGGUCUCAACAAAACCUCCAGUAGACUGCGGUUCUUGAUUAAUUGGCUGGUCACCUCUUUGUUGCAACUAAGGUUGCCAAGUUCAGACGGGAAUGUGCCACUUGUCCAUAUAUAUGGCCCGAAAGUUAAGUACGAAAGAGGUGGUGCUGUUGCAUUCAAUGUGAGAAAUAGUUCUAAGGGGAUUGUUGAGCCAGAAGUCGUACAAAAACUUGCUGAGAAAGAAGGUAUCUCUCUUGGCAUUGGCAUCUUAAGUCAUAUACGUGUCGUUGAUGGCUCAAGGCAGCUAAACAUAGAGGACAGCAGCUUGUCGAGGCAAAUGGAAGUUGGUAAAAGUGGUGGAAAGAAUGGUUUCAUGCGCAUUGAGGUUGUCACAGCCUCUCUCGGUUUCCUGACCAACUUUGAAGAUGUUUACAAGUUAUGGGCAUUUGUGGCAAGGUUCCUUAACCCCGCAUUUGCCCGGCAGGGCGAGCUCCCCACCGUCGUUGAAGGUUUGGAGACAUGAGUGCUUAAAUGAGGACUGAUUCUUCUAGUCUUAUACAAGCGGGAACACGCAAUUCUUCUAGGAUGGAAAUACACUUGGGGAGUGAGAACUGAGGCUUGCAAGUCGAAGAUCUUAAAAAGCCAGAGAAGAGGGAACUUUCUCAUACCCUGUGAGGUGGAUUCUUUUGCCUUUUGCCAAGACCCUGACAAAGUGAUGGAUUUGUUUGAUUCUUGUGUUCACUGCGUUUUGAGAUUUUUUUCCCUUCUCACUUUUUUGGGUUCUUGUAGAGUUAGCCUUGGAAAAUUGUAUCCUUUGGCAAAACCUCCACCUUACUAUCUUUUGCUUUAUACGGUGAUUAGUUCACGCUA
Messenger RNA from Rhodamnia argentea, 3488 nucleotides. RefSeq lists its product as uncharacterized. NCBI's taxonomy places the organism in Eukaryota, Viridiplantae, Streptophyta, Magnoliopsida, Myrtales, Myrtaceae. Bases 373 to 3141 code for a protein of 922 amino acids. The transcript has a single exon. The record is from RefSeq and is a predicted model, not a curated record.